Poecilia latipinna (sailfin molly) is the source of this 2271-nucleotide messenger RNA. It is a transcript of the gene adprhl1, whose product is annotated as ADP-ribosylhydrolase like 1. The record is from RefSeq and is a predicted model, not a curated record. Gene Ontology annotation, molecular function: ADP-ribosylarginine-[protein] hydrolase activity; magnesium ion binding. The coding region runs from base 360 to 1439 and encodes 359 amino acids. Lineage: Eukaryota; Metazoa; Chordata; Actinopteri; Cyprinodontiformes; Poeciliidae. Gene Ontology annotation, biological process: protein de-ADP-ribosylation. The transcript is spliced from 7 exons.
GAGAUGCAUGGACACAGCUGAGCUCACCAUUGCCCAAGACAAAGAAGCUGAGGGUGAUAAUGCAGUGCUUUCAUGUUUGCGUGUGUGUGUGUGUGUGCGGCCAGCCUUGCUACUCAAAGUUAGUUUGGUAAACUGAUAGGAGAACCUCGAAGAUGGAAGGCAAGCAGAACUGUGGUGCAGCAGAUGUGGAGAAAAUGGCUGGAAGGGUUUGAAAUUCAAAAGAUUUUUGGUUUCUCUUCAUUGGCCCAUGACUGUUCACCUGUUGAAAGUGGAAGGAAGACCUGCAAGGAGAUUCAUUCAGGAGGGUAUUAUUGUCUUAACUUCAGCUGGGUGUGCCAUUGAGAGAAAAAUCCAGCAGGAUGGAGAAGUUUAAAGCAGCCAUGGUUCUCGGUGCCGUUGGCGACGCUUUGGGCUACAGGAAGGGUCGCUGGGAAAGCUGCACGUCAGGCAAGAAGAUCCAAGAAGAGCUGGCGUCUCUGGGGGGACUGGAGUCCCUGAAGCUGGACCCUGACAACUGGCCCCUGAGUGAUGCAGUGCUGAUGCACAUGACCACAGCUGAAGCCCUCAUAACAGAUUACUGGUGUCUGGAGGACUUGUACAGGGAGGUAGUGCGUCUCUAUGUGGAAGCCAUGGUCUCUCUCCAGGGACGAGCUCCUGAUCCCGGCACCGUGGAGCCCUGCGUUCACCUAAAACCUCAUAACUUCCUGCUCGCUUGGCAUACACCUUUCAAUGAAAAGGGGUCUGGAUUUGGAGCAGCAGCCAAAGCCAUGUGUGUUGGUAUGAGAUACUGGCAGCCUGAGAGACUGGAUAACUUGGUGGAGGUCAGCAUUGAGAUUGGCAGAAUGACCCAUAACCACCCAACAGGCUUCCUCGGCUCCCUGACAACAGCAUUAUUUGCAUCCUUUGCAAUCCAGGGGAAGCCUCUUGUGACUUGGGGCCGUGAGCUCAUGAAGGUCAUCCCCCGAGCAGAGGAGUACUGCAAGAAGACAAUACGACACAUGGCAGAAUAUCAGGAAAACUGGUUUUAUUUUGAGGCUAAGUGGCAGUUUUACCUUGAAGAGCGAGAAAUUGACAAGGACGGACAAAACAAACCAUCAUUUCCUGAUGGCUAUGAUGCAGAGGAGACUGAUAAACAGAUGUACAAGCGUUGGAGUUCAGAGGGUCGGGCAGGGCGCAGAGGUCAUGAUGCUCCCAUGAUCGCCUACGAUGCGCUUCUGGCCUCAGGAAGCAACUGGACUGAGCUGUGCAAACGAGCCAUGUUUCAUGGAGGUGAGAGUGAAGCCACGGGCCUCAUCGCAGGCUGCCUCUAUGGCCUCAUGAAUGGCCUGAGCCAGGUUCCUCAGAACCUGCACCGGGACUUGGACAAAAGAGAACGGCUGGAGGAGCUGGGAGAAGCACUCUAUAAUGCAGCUUCUGCAGAGAAAUGCACAGAGAAGUAAUCCUGAUCUCCACUGAGCUGAACUCUACUGGCUGUCAGAGGAACAGAGCGUGACUCCUCACUGUGGCCAACACCCUCCUUCAUUCCCUGACUAGUUUUAUGAGUCAUGCUGUCCUUUUCUCACCGCUCACUCCUUGCUCUCUUUGAUUUUUUCUGUCCACUAUCCACACAUCUGUCAAAGGUUUUAUAAAAAGGUUAAAUUGCAUCUCACUAAAGAUGCGUAACUAAGAAACGUUAAAAGAAAGGAAUUAGCCUGACUUUUUUUCUUUGAAUAUCUUACUUAUUAUCAUUCAUAUGUAAUCAGUUGUCACAAAUCCAGAUAUCAUGCUGUUUGCUUAAAAGAAUCAUUGUCUUGAUCUGCCAGUGACAGAGUUGUGGGGAAAGAAAAAACCUUCUGCUUUUUUUAACUUUAGUAACUUGGAGGUGGGGGAAGGUAGAUCUUUCCUUUCUCUGACUGAUGCAUUUUUUUCUAAACCUAACGUUUAUUAACAUGAAGCACAAAGAGAAAAAUAAUUAAUCUAAUCAGCUUACAGUUUGAGCAAGUGCUGUCAGUGAAGGUGUGAGAAAACCUGCUUCUGCAGCUAGCUUUUGCUUAACUAAUUUUCUUUUGAAUCAAAGAUUUUCAGAAAAGAAUUUAAAUAUACAAGUUUAACUUUUUAACCUUUUGCUGUCCUUAGCUUAGUGGUGCAAUCAGGGUUGGCUUGAAAUGAAUAAAAGGUCGAGUUGUGAAAUAAGAAUAAUGUUUCCCUGUACUGUGUGAAAGUAUUUGCACAACACUCGUAUUACAGUUUUAAACCACAGAAAUGUGAAAAAGCUAAAAAGAAAAACAACAA